AUGUUUCUUCUUCUCAGUUCAGGUGUAGAAGAUAGAUACAUUGAUCCAAAGACCAUAGUUCACACAUAUCACUUCCAAGACAGCUUACCAGGGUUACCAAUUCCAAAACUAGAAGAUACGUGCAACAGAUAUUUGGAUGCCCAAAAACCACUUUUAACUCCUGAACAAUAUGAAGAGACUAAACGCCUUGUUGAGAAGUUUCAGAAACAUGAAGGUCCAGGUACAGUGUUAUAUUAUUAAUAUUAAUUUUGUACAGCUCCCAAAGAAACACUUUCAUAGUUGUCUAUUUGAAGUGCGUAUGACAGACUGACUGUUUGUAGUAGGGUGUGCCCUUGGAAAAAUAUAAUAAAGCCAUCUAUCAUGGAUCAAUUCUUAUUCAUGGCAUGCAAAAAAAGGAACUCAAAAACAAAAAACAAACAAACAAACAAACAAAACAAAACAAGCUGUGAUUGAAAUGUCUAGUAACUGUACAUGUGAUGCAUAAGCACUCUCUUUGUUUUUAGGCAGGGAAAAAUAAAUUAUUAAAUUAUUUUACAGGUUUAUACUAGUCUGAGAAAUUAGCCAACAUUUUGCAACAUUACCAUUAGUUUCCCAGAGAAAUGAUAUCUGUAGAAUGAGUGUAGAAAGAGAGAGGAGAAAUGUGACAUCAUGUUACCAUGGUAGCAAAAUGGAGUAGGUGAACACAAUACAAAAAGUUUCUUUUUCUUCUUCUUAACUCAGAUACGGUCCUUUCAGAUUUAGCCCAGAAAAUUUCGCCUAAAUUUGACAAAUUAAAUGAAAUUGAAUAAGAUGAAGUUUGAAACAUUGUGAAUUUACUUUUUGAGUGAAUUUUCUGUUUGUUGUCAUCCAAAAAUUUUUCUACCAUGGCAACGUGAGGUAACGACUUCUCCUCUCUAUUACAUACUGAAUUACAUAUCAAUACCCAGAUCUGGGUAGUGCCUCUGAUUGUUUGUGCUGCAUGAGAAAUAAUUGCAUUGACCAAUCAUAAGCACUUUUUAACCCUGAUCUGGAAGUGUGAUGUCAUCAGUGUGGAAUUUCUGCACUGUUUAUCAGGUCAUUUUGCAAGAAAACCAGUGGUGGUACCUUCAAAUGUUGCCUUCUUUCUCAGGCUACGUAUAUAUUUCUCUGCUAAAAGUAUAUGCACUCUGCACGUGUUAUAAUGGAAUGGUAACUGCACUCAAACUUUGAAUAGGUGAUCAAUCCUUCGAUAAUUUCAAUCACGGAUGAUAGAAUUUUGUCAGUCUCAAAUUCACUUUAAGACCGAAAGUUUAUGAGACUGGUUAAACUGAUGUGUUUAGAUGGAUUAUCCUACUGUGGUGUGAUAGUGGCCAUUAGAUCUCCUGAUACAUAACAGGUACAUGCGUAUGACCUUGAUUUUGCAUUUUUCUACACAGGUCUAAAUGCUGAACUUUUACAGAAAAACAAGAGAAACAAACAUACUAGUUACAUAUCAGGUAUUAUACUUGUCAAAAAACCCUUUUUAUCGUGGAGAAUACCAGUGCUGUUCAGUAAUCUAAUCAAUUUUUUUUUACAGGUCCCUGGUAUGACAUGUAUUUAUCAUACAGAGACUCCAUAGUCCUCAACCACAAUCCUUUUAUGAUGUUUAAAGAUGAUCCAGUAGCAGAAAAUAAUGACCAGGUACAGUGUACUGUAACAUGUCUGGACAGUGAAUGGACAGGUUGCUAUGUACAUAUAAAGGGUCUUCUUUUUAGGACUCUUAAGGGGUCAGUAUAUGUCUGAGACCUGCCCCAUUGUUCAAAAGCCAUUAUAAUCACUAAGUUUUAACUUAGAACCAAGUGUCAAAACCUAAUCUAAAUUCUUCUUUCUUAUUAUACUGUGAUUAUCUUUCCUUGGGUUCUUGUAAGAUGCCAAUUGCGGUGUGAAUGUGUUAAUGUACUAGAUUAAUGAGCUCUGUUGCUGUUUAAAGUUUAAGUGACUCUGUGACUUUAUUAUGGGUGACCUGCUUAAUCAAGUCUAAACCUUUUAGCUGUACCUUUAAACUUGUAAUGCACUUUUACUCAUUUAAUGAACAGGAUGUCAAGUAAUGUCACUGAUAUUUAAGAAUAAAUACGGUAAUUAAUUUCCUUGAUUUGUUUUCACUUAGUUACAAAAUUUCGUUUAGUAUCAUUUUUUUUUCUGACAUUUUCAAAAGUUCUGAUGAUUUGUGUAAAAUACACAUAUUUCUAAGCACCUGUGGUGACUGAAUAUUUUCUAAGUGCAAGGGAGUUGCAUUGAAUUUGCAUAUCUAUAUAAUAUCCAUUUUGCUCUUUUUUUGCCAUUUGUUUCUUAUGCAACCAAAGUGAAACUGAAGCUGCAUGUACCUGUCUUUGGUCACUACACACAUUUCACUCUAAAAAAAAAUUAAAUAAAAAUUAAAUAAAAUUUUUCACUCUAUCAUCAUUUGUGUAAUUUUCGUUUUUAUUCUUGUUCUGCCUGUAUUAUAAUGCUAUUAGUUUAACUGUUACAUAAUGAAAUGUAAAAAAGGCAAAACAAAAAAAAUCGGAAAAUUGGUAGCCUGCAGAGCAGGGGUAUUUUGGGUGGGCGAAACCUUGUUUGUGUUCGUAAUAUUGUUGUAGUUGCCAUCUUUGAUUUUAUGACAGUGGAAGAUUGGGGAGAGUAGAAAUAGUAACCCCUACGGUGACUCGCCACAUCUCCUCCUCUCUUCGGGAAGUUUCAACAUGGCGCUUUCGUGAGCAAAUUGCGCGCUCAAAGAAAUCGCCUGCACUGCAGGCUGGAAAAUUGGAGAAACUUAUUGACGGCAUUUCUAUUAAGAUGUACUGGUCUUUUCACAGGUGGUCAGAGCCACUAACAUAAUAACAUCUGCCAUGAGAUUCAAGUUCUCACUUGAUGAAACACUCCUUGAACCAGAUGUAUUUCAUUUAAAACCACAAACAAGUGACACGCAAUGGUUUAAAAAUGUUAUCAGGUAGGUACAAGUACAUAGUAACAAUUAGAUAGAUAGAUAGUUAGAUAGUUUAUUAACAAUAAAUACAUAGGCAGCCAGAGGCUGAACUGCGUAUUUACUGUAAAUACAUGGGCAGAGUAUAAAAGAAAACAGGCGCCGCAUAAAAUAGGAUUGAUCUUAUACAUGUGGCAUAAAAGAUGACUAAGUCCCCACAUGGAAGCUUUGCCCAUUUAAGCUGAACUAGGAAAUACAAACGUUUAGACGCCUUCUUUACAGUUUUGUUAAUGUGCUCAUUCCAUGAUAAAUCGCGUGUAAUUAUCACACCCAGCAGCUUUGCGCUUCUAACUGCUUCAAGUUGGUUACCAUUUACAAGAAUAGGAUGGAACUCAGACAGCUCUUUAGUGAAGGAGAUUCUAAGUUCUUUACACUUUUCGCUAUUCAGUUGAACCCUAUUAUCUAUAGCCUGUUCCAGGCUCCGAGAUGGUGGUGGAAAGUCGUUCAGUAAUAAGAAAUGCCAAACACGCGCCACCGCCCCCUUUCCCAAGUCUUGCGCGUCUUAUUUUCGCUUUGCUCGUUUUAAUACGUUCCAACUAUACUAUCUGAGAACCUAACACAGGCUAUAUUAUCUGUCAAGAAAUCGAGCCUAUGAACAAUGAACACUGAACUGAAACUAAUAGAACAAUAGAAAUAGCGGAAAUAGCCUAGGAAAAUGAACACUUGAAACCGCACAGAGAUUUGUUGUUUUGACUAAUUUAGAAUUUAGAUGUUAUCUGAUCUACGUGACCGGGCGUAGUGUUACAUAGCAGAACUUUGAUUGUAGUCUUGAGUACGGAUAGCGUUUAUUGAGAGAAACGACUAGUUUUUGAGCUUUACCGCCUUUAGAACAUCAAGCCUUGUUACACAGAAGGAUUCAGCCAAUAAAAUUCUUUACAUGGUCCUUCGAGCCGGAUUUGAACGAGCUCAUAGGAAAAUGGCCUCAAAAAGCAAACAGAAGCGUCAAGGGCAUCGCUUGUACGCCACAAAGCUGAUGGGAGACGCAGAGCAAAUAAUCAAGGAUUUCGAUUCUUCAAAGGAAAACAAGUUGAAACAAAUCAAAAUUUCGCUUCGUGAUCGUAUGGAAAUCUUACGCAACUUGGACGAAGCAAUUUUGGGCGCCUUAGAAAAGGAUGAAGAAAUCGAAGAAGAAAUCGCCGACGCAGGAAGGUUUAGCGAGAGAAUAUUGGAGCUUAUCGUGGAGAUCGAAAGCGUGCUGUCGCUCCAUGGAAGUAAGAGCCAGAGCGGGAAUGGAUCACCGACCCAAGUUUCAAAAGCGGAAAGCGCUGGCAGCGCGAACAAACACGCGAAACUGCCCCGAAUAAGUUUAAAGAGUUUCUCCGGGGAGCCAAGCCAGUGGUUGACAUUUUGGGAUAGUUUUAGGAGCGCUGUUCACGAAAAUACCGAAGUGCACGACAUCGACAAGUUCAACUACUUGAAAAGCCUCUUGAACGGAUCUGCAGCCGCGACAAUCGCCGGUCUACCUCUAACGGACGCCAACUAUAAUGCAGCGAUCGAGCUCCUAAAGAAUCGAUUCGGAAAUAAACAAGUAAUCAUAAGCAGUCACAUGGAUGGCCUUCUCAAACUGACGCCCUUAGGAAACACAUCGGACGUUCGGAAAUUACGGCAAACCUACGAUGAAAUUGAAGCGCACGUAAGAGGCCUACAAGCGUUAGAAGUGCCUACAGAAUCUUAUGGAAGUUUUCUCGUACCGGUGCUUAUGACGAAAAUUCCCGAAGAUAUUCGCCUGUUAGUGGGCCGUGAAAUGAAAGACGGAGAAUGGAACCUCACUGAAAUCUUACGACUUCUGCGCAGUGUAGUAGAGAACAGAGAAAGAUGUGGAGGAGUGCAGGCCCUGGCUCGAAAGGAAAAUUUAUACAGUCCAGAAGAUCGAAGGAACGCAAAAUCGCCAAAAUCAGGACCGACAAGCGCGUCAGCAUUGUUUUCCGGAAACCAGCCUUCAAAUACAACACAUUGCACAUUUUGCAAGCAACCGCACCCAACAGCAAGUUGCCACGUGGUGACAAACAAAACAGCGAGGAGAGAAUGCCUAAAAAGCAGGGUCGUUGUUUUAUUUGCCUUAAAAGAAGCCAUCUUGAGAGAUUGCCCAUCAAAUAUGGCUUGUUUAAAGUGUUCUGGGAGACAUCACGUUAGUCUGUGUGAAAUGGCAAUGAAACCACAACAACGACAGCAGGAAUCCAUGGUUAGCCAAAACAACGGAAAUACCACCAAUACAUGGCCUUAUCGGCAACCGUCGCAAGCCUCACAAACAAGAACCUUUUACGUGGGAUCGCACGAUUCAAUUUUGCUACAAACCGCACAGGCCUUCAUCGGAAACGGAAACACCUCGACUGGAAUAAGAGCGAGAGUAAUUUUUGACUCAGGAAGCCAGAAAAGUUACAUUACUCAACGCGCACGUGACCAACUAAACUCGCCAACAAUCAGUAAAGAAUCGCUCUUGAUAAAAACAUUCGGAUCUGGCGUCACCGGGCAACCAACGGAAUGUGAGAAGGUUAAAGUUGCCGUGAGAAAUGUGAACAUGUGGUCAUCGCGAGAAAUUGAAGCCUUUGUUGUACCGACCAUUUGCACACCAAUCGGAAGUCAAGAGAUUGACACUGCCAAGGAACAGUUUUCUUAUCUCACAGAAAUUGAAUUAGCCGACGGUGACCAUGGAAACGAAAAUCUAGAAAUUGACAUGCUAAUCGGCGCUGAUUUCAUGUGGUUAUUUUUCACUGGAGAGACGAGACGAGGAGAGAACGGCGAAGGACCUGUGGCGAGCUGUACAACCCUGGGAUGGGUACUAUCGGGCCCAGUCCCCAGCGAGAAGAAAAGCGCGCAACUUUCAAGCGUCAAUUUUGUCUCCACACACGUGCUAAAAGUUGCCUGCGAACCGAAAAAAGAAUGCCACACGGAAGAGCUUCUUCAGCGACUAUGGGACCUGGAUUCAAUCGGGAUUAGAGAGAAAGAAACUGUCCAUGAGGCAUUUCUAGAGAACAUUUCAUUCGCAAACGACCGAUAUUCUGUGAAGCUUCCCUUGAAAGAAAAACCGAGACCUACUGCCUGACAACUACGAUCUAAGCCUUGCAAGACUGAACUCCCUCGUGCGACGUCUAAGAAAAGAGCCUUCUAUCAUGAAAGAGUACGACCAGAUCUUCCAAGAUCAACUGCACCAUGGAAUCAUUGAACGUGUGGAUGAAACCGAAGAACAGUUACCAGGUCAGACGCACUAUUUGCCCCAUCAGGCCGUUAUCAGAAGCGACGCCUUAACGACUAAAUUGAGAGUGGUGUUUGACGCAAGUGCCAAAGUGAAACCAAGCUGUCCUUCCCUGAACGAUUGCACUCACACUGGUCCACCGCUGACCCCUGGUAUUGCAGACAUCUUGAUGCGUUUCAGAGCCCAUAAAGUUGGAUUAGUCGCCGACAUUGAGAAAGCCUUUCUGAAUAUCGCAGUGGAUGAGCAGCAAAGAGACCUGAUGCGAUUUCUGUGGAUUGACGACGUUACAAAGGACGAUCCAAAUGUUGAGAUCUAUCGCUUCUGCCGAGUUAUCUUCGGUAUGAACUGUUCUCCGUUCCUGCUCAACGCGACACUACGGCACCAUGUUACCGAGUACUAUGCACAUGACUCAGCCUUAGCAGAGUACACUCUAGCAGGCCUGUACGUGGAUGAUUUGACAUCUGGCGGCGAAGAUGAUGAAGAAGCGUAUUCCAUUUACAAGGAGACUAAUUCUUGCUUCGCAGCUGGGCGUUUCAACUUACGCAAAUGGGCGUCGAACAGAAGAGGAGUCAUUGAGAAGAUUUCAAGUGACAGAAUGAAACGAGAACGUCUUGGGAAACAAGAAUCCGCAUCAGACGAAGAACAAUCUUACGCAAAGAUCACCGUUGGCGGCCUAGAAGAAAUCGACCCCACAAAGGAACAUAAGGUCCUCGGAACAAAUUGGAACCUGGAGGAAGACACCAUUGUUAUGAAGCUGAAUAAGAUCGUCGAAUUCGCCAGAAACCUGGAACCUACAAAGAGAAACGUUCUCCGAAUUGCAGCCAAACUGUUUGAUCCUCUAGGACUGAUAUCACCAGUGAUGGUGGUGUUAAGAAUGCUGCUGCAAGAACUUUGUCUAAGUAAGUGUGAAUGGGACAGCCUCACCCCUCAACCUGGAAGAAACCGCCUACAAAAGUGGCUGACUGACCUGGAAAAAGUUGGCGAAAUGACUGUGAAUCGUUAUUACUUCCCAGAAGAAGAAAGAAGAAUUAAGUUUGCAACUCUACACGGAUUCGGAGAUGCUUCAAAGGGAGCGUAUUGUGCAGUAGUCUACCUGUGCAUUGAAACCGAAGAUGGCUACAAAACAAGCCUCGUAGCAGCCAAGAGCAGAGUUACGCCAUCUUCGCCUAUGAGUAUUCCCAGACUCGAGCUGCUUGCCGCACUAAUCCUGGCCCGUUUGAUCUCUACCGUACAAGAAGCCUUAGCCCAGGUAUUGAACACCAAAGAAGUCUUUUGUUGGACCGACAGUAUUACAGUGUUCUACUGGAUACAGUCCAACAAAGAAUACAAGCAGUUUGUGCAGAACCGCAUAGACGAGAUCCACAAGUUGACCGAUGCGAAGAGCUGGCGUCAUUGUCCUGGAGUUGAAAAUCCUGCUGACGUUGGCUCCAGAGGGUGUCUCGCAUCUGAGCUCGUGGAUAACCGCCUGUGGUGGAGGGCCCCGCCUGGUUAAAGGGCCCACCGAAGAACUACCCGGCCUCUGAAGUCUCAAAAGAAGAAGAUCUGACAGAAGAAUGCAGGACGGAAUUUAAAGCAAAGGAACAAAAACCUUCGAAUGUGACUACCAUGGUUAACCUGACCACAGAGCCUAGCAAUCCUGUAAAGCUGGCUGAAAUCAUCGACUGCGAACGUUUCAGCGAUGCCACUAAACUAUUCAGAGUAACAGCUCUCAGCCUGAAGUUCAUCAGAAAUCUGAAGUCAGCAAAGACCGAGAGAAGAGAAGCACAAAGUAAACAGACCACCCUUACAGCUGAAGAAAUCAGUGAAGCGAAAGUACUUUGGAUCCGUGAAGUUCAAAAGCCCUUUGAAAGAGAGAGGAACUUGAGAACCUUAAACAGCAGCUUGGGCUGUUCAGACAUGAAGAUACCAUUCUGAAGUGCAAAGGCAGACUUGGAAACGCCCCGUUGAGUGUCGAAACCCGUUACCCCUCACUAUUACCGAGGCGGCAUCACGUGACAAGACUGAUUGUGGAAGCCUGCCACCGGAAGACCAAUCACGGAGGAGUGAAGGAAACUUUAGUCGAAGUAAGGACAAACUUCUGGAUUCCAAAGGGGAGACAGUACGUAAAGAGGAUCCUGCAUCAAUGCGUUAUUUGUAAGAAAAGAGAGGGAGUGCCGUACAGACCACCACCGACCGCUGAUCUACCUGAAUCAAGAGUCUCCGGAAGCCCGGCCUUCACCCAUGUGGGAGUGGAUUUCGCCGGCCCUGUGUACGUGAAAAGCACCAGCGGCAUUACUAAACAGAUGAAGAAAGCGUACAUCUGCCUAUUCACCUGUGCAACCUCGAGAGCCUUACACCUAGAACUGACACCAGACCUCUCAACGGAAGCGUUCGUCAGAUGCUUGCGGAGGUUCAUAGCCAGACGUGGGAGACCAGCCUCCAUAACAAGCGACAACGCGAAGACCUUCAAGCGAGCCAACAAGGAGCUAGGACAACUACUUCAGAACAAGAGAACGCAAGAUUUUGCCGCCAACCAAGGGAUCACUUGGAAGUUUAUUCUAGAAAAAGCGCCAUGGUGGGAGGCUACUAUGAGCGUAUGGUACAACUAGUAAAAAAGAAGCCUUCGCAAAGUUCUCGGAAAGGCGCAGCUGUCCUUUGAAGAGCUACUUACAGUCUUAACAGAAGUGGAGGGAGUACUAAACUCACGUCCCCUCACAUAUGUCUACUCAGACAUCACAGAUCAAGAACCCCUUACACCAUCGCACCUGGUCAUUGGAAGACGACUUGCCACACUACCAAACCCCGCCGAGCUAAGCGAUAAUGAAGAAACCGCCUCCAGCCUUGAAAGGAGAGCGCGUUACCUCAGCAGACUACUAGAACACUUCUGGAAACGAUGGUCUAACGAGUACCUUGUUGGACUGAGAGAAUUUCAUUAUUGCGGAACCAGAGGAAAUCAGAACAAAGAAGUCAAGGUUGGAGACGUCGUUCUGAUCCACGACGACAGUCUAGCGAGGUGCAAGUGGAGAUUAGGAGAAAUCACCGAGCUGAUCGAGAGCAAAGAUGGACACAAACGAGGUGCUGUGUUGCGAGCCAUCAGCAAGAAGGGAAAGCCCUCAACGCUGCGGAGAGCAGUGCAGAAACUUGUCCCACUGGAAGUGAACACCGGAAACCUGCCUCAAAACGAACACGUCGGAACCGAGGAAGCUGGAAUUGUCCAGCAGCCUGACCAUCCAGCUGAACUUGUGAGACCACCGAGACGAGCAGCAGCAGCUACUGCAGACAAGAUCAGGAGACUUCUUGACCAACAGUGAGCAGUUGGUCAAGGGGGGAGUGUCAAGAAAUCGAGCCUAUGAACAAUGAACACUGAACUGAAACUAAUAGAACAAUAGAAAUAGCGGAAAUAGCCUAGGAAAAUGAACACUUGAAACCGCACAGAGAUUUGUUGUUUUGACUAAUUUAGAAUUUAGAUGUUAUCUGAUCUACGUGACCGGGCGUAGUGUUACAUAGCAGAACUUUGAUUGUAGUCUUGAGUACGGAUAGCGUUUAUUGAGAGAAACGACUAGUUUUUGAGCUUUACCGCCUUUAGAACAUCAAGCCUUGUUACACAGAAGGAUUCAGCCAAUAAAAUUCUUUACAUUAUCUAAGGACCACUGGGAUGCACGGUCUGCUACAUGUUGUACAUUACACUGUAAAGGGAUGAAAAAGGUGACGUUUCAAGUGCAUUUUUGUAGAGUUAGGAUAAAUUUCAGCUUUUCAAUUUGAAUCCAUUUACGGUGGUUAACACCUGAGGGGUGAGAUGAAAUCGCUUGCCCUUUGGCAAAGCUGCUGCUAAAGCCUGCUAGCCCAGAGAAGUUGUGCAGUCUUACCAAUCCACUUUUUCUCGUUCAUGUAUUUUAUAUCGGCAAAUGUUACUUGACUUUCGGACAAUGAUUUGUAAUUUAACUAUGCUAGCACCGUGGGCCUCAAGCAAUGAGACAGCACUUUUGUCAUGCCCUGACCUACAACCCUGGUCAAAAUAACUUGGAACACUUCCACUUUUGGGGCAUGCACAGUACAGUCCCCUCGCCCCCGUGCAGUGGUGUUCAAAAGCGCAGUUUGGGAAAGCUUGAGCGAUUUUCAACUUUGUGAAUGGGAAGCGGGGGAAAUCGACUAAGUGUUGCAACUAUUCUGUCCGGGGUUGUAGGUUGCAAAUGGUACAACCAACCCAAACCCAGGUCAGGAGAAAACUCAUGCCCAGCCAUGAGCCCCGCCCACCAAAGCCAGCCUCAACCCUAUUACCCGGCUCCUCACGCUGGGAUUAGAGGUUCGGUAGGGGUUCAGUAACUCGGUAAAAAGUAAAAACUAAACUACGGUGUGGAAGGGAACGAGUUAGGGGUAGAAAAACUCUCAAAAGGCAGUUAAAAAAACAAAAACAAAUGUUUUUUACAGGGUCACCCAGAACAAUGAUUGUUUGGAUAUCGGUCUUGUUGGUUGAUAAGACAUUUUUUUUCGCAGAAUUUGCUAAAAGUUUAGUUCCCAGCUAAGGGAAACAUUUUUGUUCUUGACACGUCGAAGUAACAAUAGCAAUAUUUCAAUUUCAGUUGAUGCUUUGUUCAUGACACUAAUAACCAGUUUAUGGCACAUGCAGGUUUGUUCCCCGGAAGCUUUCCUGGUAUGGCGCGUUUUUAGUGAAGGCUUUUCCUUUAGAUAUGAGUCAAUACGCCAGGUUGUUUUGUUCAACCCGCAUACCUGAGGUGAAAAAAGACAGGCUAUCCACGUUUGAGAAUGCUCGACACAUGGUGGUCAUGAGGAAAGGAAACUUUUAUGUUUUCGAUACCAUUACAACUGAUGGUAAGAAUCUAAACAGUUUUUUGUGUUGAAUUAAUUAAUAUUUACAUGGAGUUUUAACAUCGUGUGCUUUUUCAUUGGUAAAGUCAUCUCACACCUGAUGGACACCUCGAUCUCUAAGAGGGACACCUCUCUAUCCAGAGUUGGGCCCUGCAGUUCUGCAGUGAGUGUUUUUGUUGGACUCCUUAUAGCGCAGACACAUCGCUAACUUACUGCCUGUCCCAGCUAGAGCGAGUUUUCUGUUUACCUUAUACGGGUAGACACAAAAAGUGUCAUGUGAACAGGUAAUCGGAUGAUCGAUCUUAGCGGUAUUAAUUUACCCUACCUACGCGUCCCUAUGCGUACCCCUAAGAAAAACUCCUGUUCCGCCGUUGCACGCAAUUGUCGGAUUUACUCGAAAACGAGUCACUUGCCCGCAGUAGCAACUUGAGGCAAUUUUACGCUGUUUUGUACCGCAUCUUUCCACACGAUGACGGAUCGAUUUACCAACGACCAAAAAUGUAUCUGGCUUAGCGGAACAUGGCUUUAAUAGUGGGUUACAAUGGAUGGAAGAAGGAUCUACUUUUGUCACAGGCGAACCAUUUAACGGUUAUUAUGAACAGUAGCCUCAUAAACAUUUCACAUUGCAACGGACCAGUCCUGCAUAACUUCUUUGUAUGCAUAUUAUCAAAGCGCAUCUACAACCACCCUAUACCUUUACUGAUUUAAGUGAUUCGUUUUGAGAACUGAUCCUAUUACUUUGUAAUAAGGCUAAAAAUUCGCCGUCCUUAUUAAAUCAUGAGUAAAAGGCGACAAAGCAACAUUCGAGCCCUAGUAGUAUGUAGGAUGUUUGCUAAAUCAACUACCUAGUUCAAAUGAGGCCUUAGCUCGCACAAGUCUGCUAUGGCUAAGUGGUAGCAACCACUCUUGUUGGUAGAACUCAUUUUUUUCCUCGUUCCCCUGCGUCAUUAACUGAAGAAACAUCAUUUCCUUACUGUUUUGUAUCCGUUUUAGGUGAUAUAGUGCCAACCGCUACCAUUUACCAGAAUUUGAAGCAUAUUGUAGAAGACCCCUCCCCUCCCCCUAAGUUCCCAGUUGCGGCUCUGACUACUGAGAACCGUGACACGUGGGCAAACAUUCGACGUGCCCUGCAGGCGGAGCCUGGUAACGAGGAAGCGCUGCGUUUGAUUGACAGUGCUAUUUUUGUACUGUGUUUGGAUGAUCAUGGAGUGGAAAGUGUUGCAGAUGUAGCAAGAACAUUUCUUCACGGCGAUGGAACAAACAGGUUAGAUAUGUCAUGAGUCGCAGAAAUUGUCAGCAUUGAAACUACAAUCAUUAUCUUGGACAAAAUUAAAUGAACAAGCACCCCCCCGCCCCUCCCCAAAGAAAUCAAGCAUGAGACCGCGCGAAGGUAAACUGCGCUAUUUUCACAUCAAUGAUCUGGGGAAGAGGCAGAUCUUAUAGUUUUCCGUCCUUGUUGUCGAAGACGGAAUAGGCACCGAAUACAAUUAUUGGAACGGUAAGGCCAGAAGAAAAUAACUCAUCAUUCAUAACUCAUUUAUCGCUGAAUGAAUUAUACGAACUGUCAGCCUUCUUCUCUAUAGCUAAUCUCUUGAACUUCUUUUUUUUAACAAUACAACACAGCGUCUUAUUCCAUUCGUUUUGACACAUUUCUCCAUUUGGAAUAGAUUUUUGAAACUGUCCGUUUUAUUAGUCGGAUGAUUAUUUUGUUUCAGACUUGUUUACAGUAUGCUUUUCCCCCCGAUUUUCCUUCUUCUUUUCUUUUUACAGAUGGUUCGAUAAAUCUUUCCAGCUGGUGGUUUGUAAGGACGGCAAGGCAGCUGUAAAUUUUGAGCAUGCGUGGGGAGACGGAGUUGCUGUGUUACGAUUCUUUAAUGAGGUAAAAAGUAAUUUUGAAAAUUUCAGUUACAGUGAAACCUGUACAUUUUAAGCGGGUCACCGUACUGAAGGUACUCAUUCGUCAGAAAGUCCCGCACUAUUUUUCUCAUAUUUUCUAUAAACAGACUUGUACUAUGUGAACAUUUGUCAGUAAGGAGGGCUCCUGUUUGUUCACUACGUACAGGUUGCACUCAUCUGUAUAAAACAGUGCUUUAAUUUAGCAGAAAGGGUAGAGGGGCUGAGGAACACUGAUAUUGAACCAUCACUGAUCAGGAAGUAGAAAAGGUAGCUAUUUUGCAAGCGUGAUCAAAAAGUUGACAUUUGUACUCCAGAUAAUGACCAGAGCUGAUUUUAAAACCGAAUCUUUAGAUCACAGGUCCGCCGGCUAAAUCUGUCGGAAACAGUGCCGUUACUUUCCCUCCCACUCCAUUUCCUGGCUCCCUCCCUCACGGCCUCUCUUCCUUCCGGCUACUAUACCUCUCUCCCUCCUCCCUUCCCAUCCAUGGGCAAUGACUUUCAGGGGGAAACUGAAACCAAAGUUGAUUGUUUCAGAUCAUGGAGUGAUCACGAAACAGCAAUUCGAAAAUUGAUCAUUUCGUCCAAGGACUGUGGGAAUUGAGCUUAUAGUCAACCAACAUGAAUGCCAUUUUAAAAUGUCUCGCCACUUAUGCUAUUGAAAAUACGGCUCGGAAAAUUUUAUUUCAGCCCAGGAAAUUUGAGGUCAAGAGUCGGCUCUGUCAGUAAGUUGGUCGAAUAGAAAACUGUAAAACGAGAAGGGGUUACAUUGACUGUCACACAGAUACACUUACCAGUUAUUAUUACGGAUCUCUUUUAUUGUAGGUUUACAAAGAUACAACCACACGUCCCUCCUGUACAACGGCCAGUGCAAAGAACUUGAGCGCGGACGUGACGGUCAGAAAACUCGAAUUUAGCUUUACACCUGAAACAGAAAGAGGGAUUUCUGCUGCCAAGGAGAAAUUUGAUAAUACAAUCAAGGGACUGGACAUUGCUGAAAUGCAAGUUUUCACUUACGGUAAAGAUUACAUUAAAAGAAAAAAGCUCAGUCCAGAUGCUAUCAUGCAGCUUGCUUUUCAGGUGAGAAACACUGAGUAAGCCUUGUAACCUAAAGAGGUUCUUACUUCCCGGGCAAUAGACAGUGGAAGCAAAGACUCGGAACGAAAUUGGCUAAAAUUCAAAAUUUUGCCUCGUGAGUAUCAAGAAAGCAACAUAGUAAUUUUAGGACAGAAAUUCCGUUCAAUUUUUGGAUGAAAUUUUCCUGCAGGUUACCUAAGUUCUGGUCAGGAAAGGGUAGCUGGGCUUAAAUGCGCUUUUAAAUGGCAGUUUCUUCCUUCUAAGGUUACAUUCUAUUGAUCGUAUUCCUGUAUAAGAAUACGCAGGAAUUUGAUACAAAACUCCGCUGCCGUAAAUUUUGGACCGAUGGAGUGAACUAUUAAAGAUGUUAACGUGAAUGUAGCAACCAUAUUUGUAGCUGUUACGACGCAAUGAAUCCUAAAACAAGGUAUUUCUAGAACUGACUCCAUUUGUUCUUAGUCCGGAAUAUUGUCAAUCGAACACGGUUCAGCAACAGGUUCGGUUUAAAACGUCUUGUAAAUCUUAAUAUGAUGGCAUCAUCUCAGUUUUGAAGUGUGUUCUCUUGAAACCUGACAUUAACUUGUUGAAGGUGUCUUCCCUUCGUACCAUUUAUUUGAACGAACCAUCCAGAUUUCUUUAUUACAAGCAGAAAUGCUGAAAUUGGUAAGUUAGACCCCUGAUAAACAAAUCAUGACUGCCUUAAGGUAUCGACCUUGAGAUACUAAGUACCAGUAUCGCCAUUGCUUAAAGAGUGUGGUUUCGACUGAAGACGCGCCUGGUGAAUUUUUUUUAACAUGCCCUUUACACGCCGUCGUCAUCUUCGUGUCCUGAUCGUCGUCAUCAUCAUCAUCAUAGUCGUUGUCAUCAUACUCAUCCUCAUCUUCAUUUUUGGAAACAAAUAGCCAUUUUUUUUUUUGCCAUAUGCGCAAACAGAUAUAGCUAAUAGAGGAGGUUUGGAAAAUAGAACACCUUGUGACGUACGUACUUCUAAAUCAUGUUCGAAUGACUGGACCUGUAGUAUGGCUUGCCAGAAUCACUGUCCGAUUUUAACUUUUCAUUCCGUAGAUGGCGAUCUUUCGCCACAGCGGCAAGUUUGUUCCCACUUACGAGUCUUGCAGCACUGCGGCGUUCAAACACGGGCGCACAGAGACGAUCAGGCCAGCGAGUAACGCUACUGUAGCAUGCGCAGAGGCUUUCGAAAAGUCGCACCGCGCAGGUGUAGAAGAAAUGACGGACAGGAUCCGCCGAGCCGCGGACUGGCAUUCUAAAUUAACGAAAGAAGCAGCCAUGGGUAAGUCUAUCAAGUAACUAUUCGGUGUUUAACUACAGGAAAUAAGUCAUCCACAAAGUUUAAACCGUUCAACUAUCAGUAAUAUAGGAAGGUGCUGGUUGCCUGAUUCGCUUUGCACGCUAACUGCAUAUCAUGUGGUAUUGAUCCUUUGUCUUGUUGGAAAUAUGAAGGGUGCAUAUGUGCGAGAAUACUCCCUUGACUGUCGCCAUAUGAUCCACUUUAAGGCCACAAAACCACGAAGGGAGUAGAAAAUGUAACACAGCUCCUCAGCCAUAGCAGGCGGCAAUAGCUUCGUUUUAAUGGUCAGUAAUUAGAACCACUCUGCAAGGCGUAACAAUUAACGCCCUGGAAAAAUGCCGUUCAAUCUGUCUUCCUUUGUAUAGUCUCACCAAUAAACGUGAAAAACGAAAGGAAUAAAAAAAGUGAAAUGAACUGAAUGAAAAAAUGAAUCCCCCCCCCCCCAAAAAAAACCGUUUAGAAUAGACCGUUUCCGCAUUCCUGUGAUAACCCAAGCUUCGACUUCAUUUCAUUGUGGGUGCUCACGUUAAGGAAAGGGGAAGACAAAAGCGUCAUUUUGUUUCUGUCUUUUGUUGAGCAACGUUUUUAUUUGUAUCUCCGCCUUUUUGCAGGCCAAGGCUUCGAUCGUCAUCUCUUUUCCCUGCGCAUUCUGGCUGAGUCCACUGGAAAAGUGCCUGAAAUCUUCCAAGAUCCAGCCUACAAACAGAUUAAUCACAACAUCCUAUCCACCAGCACUCUCUCCUCCCCAGCUUUAAUGCUUGGUGGGUUCGGUCCCGUGGUUCGGGACGGGUUUGGAGUUGGUUACGGGAUCCAAGACGAUUGGUUGGGGUGUAACGUGACUAGUUACCCUCCUAAUACAGACGUGCGCGGGUAUUUAGAAUGCGUACGGCGUAGUUUAGAAGAUAUUUAUAGCGUUCUUGAAGGCAAAAACUUUAAGCAAUGAAUUUGAGACGAUUCCCUACAUUAGCUUGUUGUUUCGUGGGUAUGGAACAGGAGCCAAACAAUCAUUUCCUUUCCACGUUCGUAUCUUUCAAUUGUUACUCUUCCUGUUUCAGUCGCUGGAUGACUGUGCGAAAAUUCAAUUGUAGCUGCACGGGUUGUCCUUGCGCCCUCGUACUCUUGUUAAGCUCGCGCAUUUGAAUUUCCAGAAGGACUUUCUGGAGUACGGUUUUGUCUCCUAGUACCUUGGAAUGUUCAAAACUGUUGUUAAUGCCAACGAGCCUCAUGUUUAAUAAAAGAGCAGGAUACUGUUUCUUAGCCAAAUUUGUCUCUGAACUUUUUCCGCC
This is a messenger RNA of Porites lobata, 16523 nucleotides long. Lineage: Eukaryota; Metazoa; Cnidaria; Anthozoa; Scleractinia; Poritidae. The record is from the annotation of a GenBank genome assembly.